Molecule: messenger RNA, 2020 nt
Organism: Xyrauchen texanus (razorback sucker)
Lineage: Eukaryota; Metazoa; Chordata; Actinopteri; Cypriniformes; Catostomidae
Product: CD83 antigen-like
Exons: 5
Coding region: 94-738 (214 amino acids)
Source: RefSeq, a predicted model, not a curated record
UUUACUUUUACGCUUGGGGAUUCCCCAUAUUAUGAGUUAUGUGUAUAUAUUUAAGAGCGCAGUUGAUCUUUAUACGAAGUUACAACCAGGACCAUGUCUUACUUCGCGAAAUCAUUCGUGUGCUUUGUCAUAUUAGCUGCGGCGCAUGGUGUCAAACGUGAGAUACGCUCCAUUAGUGGCGAGGACGUCGUUUUGCGCUGUGCAGCGUCAUCAAAUCAAGAUGUCCAGUAUCGGUCGGUGAUAUGGUACAAGGUUAUUGAAGAGCCUUCCCGACAGUUAACUGGUCUUGUAAUGAAGAAACUGACUCAAAGCGAUAGCAAAGUUGAAAAAUAUAAAGGCAUUGAACGAGAGAUGGAGUUAAUUGAGAACUCAAAGCACCUUCUUCUGCCGAAUGUGACCAUAGAAGACAGUGGUAUUUACAGUUGCUUUUUAUAUGCUCCCCUCGGCCAACAGAACCAGGAAGGGGAUGUCCUUCUAAAGGUCUAUGAGCAUCCUACAGUAGAAGAAAGGCAGCUGACUGAAAAUGAUACAAUUUAUGUCAUGAUGGCUAUAACAGUACUUGUGUUGGCACUCCUCAUGUUGUGCAUAAGCUAUGUUUGUGUAAGGAAUGUACCUCAAGGCAACAAGAAGCUCACAAAAGACUUUCUUCUGCAAUGGCCUCGUCAGGGCAAGGGCGUGAUCGUCACUUUGCCAUCCAAAAAUUUGGUUUGCAAGACUUUACCUGAAGUGUAUGUGUGAUAGUAGAGUCAGUGUUCAUUAGAAAUCACACAAAUCUUUCUGGACUGGGCAUCCGCAUUGAACAGAGCAAGUGCUGAAGAGGACUAUACACUACAUAGCUUGCAUAGUAACUCUAAUGGUCAGAAAGUGUUAAAAACAUACAUGCACUAGAGUUUCAACAUCAUCUGCACCAUCAUUUGAAAACUGCAUCUGCACAUCUUUAGAGCUGAAGCUUGAGGACAACUUUCUUCUUUGUGAAUGUUGCUUGAUCUUGAGUGUAGACAAACACCCUGAAAGUUGAGUGUGGCAGGGCGGAGUGCGGGGCCGGGUCGUGAUCCUACACACCCGGUCCCGUAUUAGGUUAAUCAAGCCUCCCGAGAGGGAUAAAGGUCGACUGCAGAGGAUCGUGCAGGAGAGAGAAAUAGUUUACGGACAUGUCCGUCAUGUGUGUUUGUGUCCUUGUUUUAAGUUUCUCAUUAAAAUAUUAUUUAUAUCGUCAAGCCGGUUCUCGCCUCCUCCUUUCCAUUGAUCCCUUUACAUGGAGUUAUAAGAUCAAUGAAAAUUCUCAUUAUUGAUCAGCCGCCAACAAAAUCAAAGGCAGAUAUUGCGUGAUUCACAUUCAUGUGCCUUGUUGCUGAUAAAUUGAAUGCAAUGGAUUCCAAUAUUAAGCUGCAUUCACACUGCCAGCGAUAUGCAGCGACAAAACAACCUCAUCUCAUUAAUUUUUAAUGAGAGCUGGCGACUUCCGGCAACACGAGCGACAGUGACCUUUGGCGCCCGGAUGUGGGUGUAUCCAGCAACGCGACAAAGUUGAGAAAUGUUUAACUUUAUGCAGAUGGAGAGCGACUUUCGGGAGUGACAGCCAAUGCGAGAGAAGAUGGUAGAUCUCAUGUGAUCCUGCUAUUUUAAUAAUAUUAAUUGUAAAGAAACCGUGCUGUUUAGAAUCUCCAUAGACACCACUAGCGACCUAACCGGCAGCCAAUGGCGUCAUGCAGCGACAAAGUAACUGGCAGUGUGAACGCGGCUUUAGUCCACCCCUAGCACUGCGCAUGUCUAUUGUUGUCGUACAACAUUAUUGUACAAUGUAUAUUGUAUCAUAGAAUCAGUAGCUGAGAAAUGUUAAUGUUAUCACUCCUGAUUUCUGAUAACGUUCUGUUAAGACACUAUUUUGGUCUUGUGUAAUUUAUGAAUUAUUACAGUAAACAUGUAAAUACUUUUUCAUUAUCCACAUUAAAAAGUUUUUCAGGUCGAAUGUAAUGUCUAACAUGACCAGUGUAUCAGUUUGAGUAAUAAAGUAAUAUGU